Molecule: messenger RNA, 922 nt
Organism: Neltuma alba
Lineage: Eukaryota; Viridiplantae; Streptophyta; Magnoliopsida; Fabales; Fabaceae
Exons: 4
Coding region: 137-922 (261 amino acids)
Source: RefSeq, a predicted model, not a curated record
GAAAUUGAAGGCACGUAUCGUGCAACGGAAAAGCUCAAUAAUUCAAAAGAAGUACACUAUCCAAGCCGUCACAGAUCCCAGGCAUAUUGCAGAGUUAGAUGACUUGACAUUGCACCAAUGCAUUGAACUGCAGGAAAUGAGCAGAAAAGUUAUGAAUGUGGAGAACAGGGGAUUCCGCAAAAGUGGGAUAAAGUAUGACUGGAAGAUGAAAGCAGGGAUGCAUCUUCCUGACAGAGGGUGUUCAGUGGUGAGCUCCAUACUGUUCACGCCCUUGGAGGGGGAACACUGCGUCCAUACCACCACUGGUAGGUGUAUGGCGUGGUUCUGUGCAGCAGUUUCCUCAGGAGUCCCUCUUGUUUUUGUUAAUAUCCAGACAGAACAGAUUGCCCAGUCGGAGAGGAGCAACGUUCCUGGAAGGGAAACAAGAAGUAGGAGCAAACAACAAGACAACACAGCCAAUACCCAGAUUAUGCAGGGUAUAAGAUUUUGGUAUCUACCAGGAGUAGCAGAAAUAUCAAUAGAAUUGAUCCCUCGACCCAAGGAAGAGCGUUUUGGGAUGGAAAUCAAACGGACAGAAGAGGGGUUUGUGUGCGUGUACUCUGUGAUAGAAGGUUCAGUAGCAGAGAGAGCAGGGGUAAGAGAACUGUUUGAAGAAGCCACAGGGAAAGGGUUCCUUCUGGUGAUCUCUCGGUUGCACGGCAAGAGCGUGAUGCCUUCCUCCGUUUGCUCUGCGGGUCUUAUCCACUGUUGUGAUCACUCCGACAUAAAGGACACUCUCAGUUCGGCCAUAGACGGAAAUGAUACCCUUGAGAUGCAUAUAAUGGCAUGGCCUAAUCAAACUCGGCUCAGUCCUCUUCAACCUCUGGCCUCCCAGGCUCCGUUGCCUCCCCCAGGCUUUUCCCCGCCCCUGCACUAUGAUUGA